This is a messenger RNA of Arabidopsis lyrata subsp. lyrata, 548 nucleotides long. Its product is annotated as defensin-like protein 100. The transcript is spliced from 2 exons. The record is from RefSeq and is a predicted model, not a curated record. NCBI's taxonomy places the organism in Eukaryota, Viridiplantae, Streptophyta, Magnoliopsida, Brassicales, Brassicaceae. The coding region runs from base 180 to 446 and encodes 88 amino acids.
AUUUGUGUCAAUUAUAGGCGAGGUGGAUCACAUCGUGGAGACUCAUAACUAGAAAUUAAUACGUUUCAAGUAGUGAAGAGUAAAUGUGUUUGAUUGAUUGAGCCUCUCCCCUCUCUAUCUCAAGUGCUAUAAAUUAAGAAACCCUCUUUUGCUAACAAAAUCACAAAGAGAGAUCAGCAAUGAGGAGCUUGAAGUUGAGAACAGUUUUUGUUGCUGCAAUAGUCGUUUGUCUCUCUAUCCUCUUCCUAUCUCCCACUGAAGUGGAGGGAAGCUGUGACUUCCCAUUUGGUGCGUGUACCCCUUUCCGUGAUUGCAAGGAGAGUUGCAUCAAGUUCAAAACGAGGGCUGGACAGACUUUUUUUGAUGGCAAGUGCCGUCCGAGGGAUAGACCAAGUGUGUGGACGGCUUGCUUCUGCUGCUAUUAUGAUAGUAUCGGUGCUCAAUAAGAAAGCAUGCGAUUCCAAAAGAUAGAAGCGACAUCACUCUCUUGUACUUUGCUUUUGUUUCGCGUUGAUUAAGUUUCGAAUAAAGGUUGGUUUUUUUUGUGA